CAGAGAGCAUGCUGCGUACAGCCAGUAGCCCCGACAGCCUACGCUCACGAACACCCAUGAUCACGCCAGACCUGGAAAGUGGAACAAAACUGUGGCACCUGGUGAAGAACCACGACCACCUGGACCAACGUGAAGGCGACCGUGGCAGCAAGAUGGUCUCUGAGAUCUACCUGACAAGGCUGCUGGCUACCAAGGGAACACUACAAAAGUUCGUGGAUGACCUGUUUGAGACCAUCUUCAGCACAGCGCACCGUGGCUCAGCCCUGCCUCUGGCCAUCAAGUACAUGUUUGACUUCUUAGAUGAGCAGGCCGACAAGCACCAGAUCCAUGACUCAGAUGUGCGCCAUACCUGGAAGAGCAAUUG
Grammomys surdaster is the source of this 364-nucleotide messenger RNA. RefSeq names its product plexin-A1-like. The record is from RefSeq and is a predicted model, not a curated record. Gene Ontology annotation, molecular function: semaphorin receptor activity. The transcript has 2 exons. NCBI's taxonomy places the organism in Eukaryota, Metazoa, Chordata, Mammalia, Rodentia, Muridae. The annotation marks the transcript as partial. Gene Ontology annotation, cellular component: semaphorin receptor complex. Gene Ontology annotation, biological process: regulation of GTPase activity; negative regulation of cell adhesion; positive regulation of axonogenesis.